Messenger RNA from Dictyostelium discoideum AX4, 369 nucleotides. RefSeq lists its product as hypothetical. Gene Ontology annotation, cellular component: cytoskeleton. The record is from RefSeq and is a predicted model, not a curated record. The coding region runs from base 1 to 369 and encodes 122 amino acids. NCBI's taxonomy places the organism in Eukaryota, Evosea, Eumycetozoa, Dictyosteliales, Dictyosteliaceae. The transcript has a single exon. Gene Ontology annotation, molecular function: actin binding.
AUGGAGAGUAGAAUUAUUGAAAUAGACCCAAAUUGUGUUAAUGAAUUUGAAAAACUCAAAAAAAAAUAUAAAAUAGAAUCAAUUUUUUUAAAAUUAAAUGAUAAUUUUAAUUUAUUAUAUGUUGAAAAAACUUUAUCUAAAAUAUCUCAAGAUGAUUUUUUAGAAUCAAUACCAGUUGAUCAACCAAGAUUAAUCAUUUAUAAAAAAUACUCAAAUAAUAAAAUAAUAUUCAUUAGAUGGAUUCCCGAAAUUGUUCAAGAUACAAUCGAAUAUUCUUAUAGUAACGCUUCAACAGCAAUACUUGAACUUUUAAUUGGUAUAAAUGAAUAUAUGGAAGUAAAAGAUUUAAUUCAACUUUCAAAUUUAUAA